Abrus precatorius (Indian licorice) is the source of this 1723-nucleotide messenger RNA. RefSeq names its product COP9 signalosome complex subunit 2-like. Gene Ontology annotation, biological process: protein deneddylation. The transcript has 12 exons. The coding region runs from base 162 to 1508 and encodes 448 amino acids. The record is from RefSeq and is a predicted model, not a curated record. NCBI's taxonomy places the organism in Eukaryota, Viridiplantae, Streptophyta, Magnoliopsida, Fabales, Fabaceae. Gene Ontology annotation, cellular component: COP9 signalosome.
UAGUAGGAAGUAGCUAUUGUUACUCCUCCGGCUUCCCUUCACCGAUAUCGUCACCGGAUUUUGAGCACCGUGGAGGACUUGCAAUUGCAAACACUCACUUCCUAUUACUCGUUACCAUCGAAGCCCUAAAACCUCGAUUCUCAAUCCAUUUCACGCACAAUAUGGCUUCUGAUGCUGACAUGGAGGACUAUGGCUUUGAGUACUCGGAUGAGGAGCAAGAGGAGCAAGACGUUGAUAUUGAGAAUCAAUAUUAUAAUUCUAAAGGUAUGGUUGAAACUGAUCCAGAAGGUGCACUUGCUGGUUUUGCUCAGGUAGUGCAAAUGGAACAAGAUAAGGCGGAAUGGGGAUUUAAAGCUCUAAAACAGACUGUCAAGCUCUAUUAUCGACUGGGAAGGUAUAAAGAGAUGAUGGAAGCCUAUAGGGAGAUGUUGACAUAUAUUAAGUCAGCAGUGACUCGUAACUACAGUGAAAAAUGCAUAAACAGCAUUAUGGACUAUGUCUCAGGUUCAGCAAGCCAGAACUUUGGGCUUCUGCAGGAAUUCUACCAGACAACUCUGAAGGCCCUUGAAGAGGCAAAGAAUGAGAGAUUGUGGUUUAAGACAAAUCUGAAGCUUUGCAAGAUCUUUUUUGAUAUUGGUGAAUAUGGACGUAUGAAUAAGAUCUUGAAGGAACUUCACAAAUCUUGUCAAAGAGAAGAUGGCACAGAUGACCAUAAGAAAGGAACCCAACUUUUGGAGGUUUAUGCUAUAGAGAUUCAAAUGUACACCGAGACCAAAAACAACAAAAUGCUCAAGCAACUUUACCAGAAAGCACUCACUAUUAAGUCAGCAAUUCCCCAUCCAAGAAUAAUGGGAAUAAUCCAUGAAUGUGGGGGUAAAAUGCAUAUGGCAGAGCGCCAGUGGGCAGAAGCAGCUACUGACUUCUUUGAAGCUUUUAAGAAUUAUGAUGACGCUGGGAAUCAGAGACGUAUCCAAUGCUUGAAAUACCUUGUUCUUGCCAACAUGUUGAUGGAAUCUGAAGUAAAUCCAUUUGAUGGGCAGGAGGCUAAACCGGAAGUCCUCUCUGUAUUGAGUGAUUUAUACAAGAACGACCCUGAAAUUUUGGCAAUGACAAAUUUAAUAGCAGCUUAUCAACGGAAUGAGAUAUUGGAAUUUGAGAAAAUCCUGAAGAGUAAUAGAAGAACCAUUAUGGAUGAUCCAUUUAUCAGAAAUUACAUUGAGGAUCUGCUAAAGAAUAUUAGAACACACGUCUUACUGAAGCUCAUUAAACCAUAUACCAGGAUCAGAAUCCCUUUUAUAUCAAAGGAACUUAAUGUUCCUGAGCAUGAUGUUGAGCAGCUAUUGGUGUCGCUGAUUUUGGAUAACAGAAUUCAGGGGCAUAUUGAUCAAGUGAACCGGCUAUUAGAACGCUCUGAUAGUUCAAAAGGAAUGAAGAAGUACACUGCCGUUGACAAAUGGAACACACAGCUUAAAUCUCUUUAUCAAACUAUUAGCAACAGAGUUUGUUAAAACGUGUCCGUGAAAGUGUUAUCGGUCUUGUUUCCCCAGCUUGCAGUUUUGUCAUAUGAAUUAUUGUAAGCUACGAUUGGGACAGAGGAGUGUAUUAUCCGAAUAGUGUAAUUCAUGUCAAAAACAACUAUUGAUUCAUGUUUUAUAGUACAUACAUGAUUGUUUGACAUUAAUAUUUCAAUUUUUUGUGCCGAUAUGUCUGCACAUUACUUAAA